Messenger RNA from Tribolium castaneum (red flour beetle), 3955 nucleotides. It is a transcript of the gene cnc, whose product is annotated as cap-n-collar. Gene Ontology annotation, molecular function: DNA-binding transcription factor activity, RNA polymerase II-specific; RNA polymerase II cis-regulatory region sequence-specific DNA binding. Gene Ontology annotation, biological process: regulation of transcription by RNA polymerase II. The record is from RefSeq and is a predicted model, not a curated record. Gene Ontology annotation, cellular component: nucleus. The transcript is spliced from 11 exons. Lineage: Eukaryota; Metazoa; Arthropoda; Insecta; Coleoptera; Tenebrionidae. The coding region runs from base 433 to 3195 and encodes 920 amino acids.
GCCCCACUCUUUUUUGUUGCAGUGCGCAGCAAUUCGCUAAAUUUUCUACAUUGAUGUUCUAAGAUUGUGUUAGACAGGUGUAGUUGUGCCCGUGCAAUAUAAUUAAAGUGGAGUUAAUUGAGUGACUUAAGUCGUUAUUGUUUGAGCUAAAAGUGCAAUUGGCCCAAGUAUUGUGAACUGUCAAACCGAAUUUGUUACAAAACCGUCGACCGGUCUGUAAACUGAGCUGUCAUCCUGUUGUCAUUGUCAUUAACUCCGAAAAACCCCCCGAUGAUGAAAUUUGUGAGACAAAACCAUUGCAAGAAGCUCUCAGUUUGACGAAAAUGCCGAGACUCCCGUGACUAUGCCCCUCGCAGUAGCGGACCACUUUAUUUUCGCCUCCCACAAUUUUUAGGUUAAGUUGUGAACAGUGUAAAAACUUUGGAUUUGAAAAUGCUCUCGUUGAAGAAAGUGUACAGGGACGAACUUUUGCAAAUCGCCCUCAUCUUGAGCCUGCUGCGGGGCAACAGUGGGCCCUAUUUAGAGAACGAUCUCUUCAAUAACACCCCGAAUUACGACUUCGACAACGGGACUAGCUGGAGAUCCCUGACACCGGCCGUUUUGCGCUCACACUUCGUCCACCCCAAGAGUCUCGACUCAGUUUUGCUGAAUUACGAGCGGGAAUUGUUCGCCGACUUGAAUUUGCUGGGGCGCUACAACCGAGACAGCUACAGACACCCCGAUGUCACCGCCUAUUUGCUCAAUAUCGAGCGGGCGACAGCCCCCCUGGCCACGCAGGACGCCCCCUCGGACCUCAUCAAUUCGGCCCAGAGCCAGAACGAGGAGAGCGCAAGCCCCGCUGAAGCCGCCACAGCCCCCAUUGACGUUGGACUCGAACUCACUCAGGAGGAUAUGGAUCUGAUUGAAGUCCUGUGGAAGCAAGACGUGGACUUGGGUUUUUCCCUGGACGUGGCGAAUGGGAAGGCGGACAAACCGGACGCAGAUCUGCAAAAUGGCUCUCCAUCUUCCUCAAUUUCUAUGGAAAAUGACGAGAUUGAAAAGCUGAAGACUCUGAAAGCCAUCAAUGACGACAACAUCAAAGAGGAGCCUGAGAAUGAGCUGGCCGAUCCUUGGGCAGGCUUCAACUACACCAUAGACACCGAAACAGGGGAGUAUGUAGUAAAGGCCGAGGAAUUAUCAGAGUCUUUGACUGGAGCGGAUUGUGGCCCCUCGUGUGAUUUACCACUAGGGGACCUUUCAUUGCCGCUCCCAGAGUUUCUCCUUGACGAAGCUCUUCGUCUUGUCGAAUUAGACGACACACCCCAAGAGGCCAUUAAUGUUAAAGAGCUUGAAAAUCUCGCCGAAGGAACUAACGAAACUGAACCGUCGACUAGCGCGCCAAAAGCCAGCGAGACACCUUCAAGUUCGAAGGAUUCUGACGACGAUUUAAGCAUCCUCACCGACAUGAUACAGACGUCGCAAUUCCACCAUCCCCAUCACAGGGCUUUCCAGGGCCGUAUGCCUUUCGUGCGCACUGUGAGCAUGGAGCAGCGAUGGCAGGACUUGGCGAACUUGCUGAGUCUUCCUAGUCCGGGCGACACCAGCGGCAUGCCGCACCCCUUCAGCCACCACCACCCCCUGCACAAUUACAGCCACCCCCAUGCCCACGGCAUGGCGUACAGUCCGGAGGCAACCAGGGGGGUGCUUUUACACAACGCGACCUUAACACCCCCCAUGGGAGACAUAAACGCCACAGUGCCAUACAAUAAUAUCGGUAAGUCGGUUUUGACUCGACUUAAGUUUUUAUUACUUAAUCCAGUGUUCUUAGGUGGCACGAACUUGGGCAAUGCCGUUGCCACUUCAAUGAACCUUACGAACAGCAGCGAACCAAUGGGCGAACCGAAUUCGGCACCCCAUUACAAGCUCGAGCCGUCGCACGAUAUGAUGUAUUACCAGAAUAGUACAACUGAGCUUAAUCAGACUGAUGGGUUUUUGUCCUCGUUUUUGAACGAUGAGGACCUGCAGCUUAUGGACAUGGCAAUGAAUGAAGGCAUGUACACAAUGCGUAUGUUAGAUAGCAACAACGCUGUGAGCAAUUUAAGCAUGAACGGGGCCACGGGCACCACCACAUCCCUGUCCCGGACGGAUGUAGAGAGGAUGGACACCUCCAGCGACAGCGCUGUGAGCUCCAUGGGCUCUGAGAGAGUACCAUCGCUAUCAGAUGGCGAGUGGUGCGACGGCGGUUCCGAUUCCGGACACACAGCAGGGGAUCACUACGUCACAGACUAUCAUCAAACAAAAUACAGACCGUACGAUUACAGCUAUACGAGUCGGCAACAUGCGAGCGCCCUGGCAGCCGCCUCAGAUGCCACCCGAAUGCCGCCCGUUGCCCAAAAGAAACACCAAAUGUUCGGAAAACGAUACCUUCAAGAGCAGGGCGCAACGAGCGCUGUGUCCCACCAGCCCCCCGUCAAAUACGAGUACCGCGACCCCACGGCAGCCCCCUACAACAGCUCCCAGCCGGAGGGGGCCGUGGGUCCCAAACCCUCCGAAAUGAAGUACUCGUGUUCGAUGGAGUUCGGGAGACACAGCCACUUGGUGAGAAACUCCCUCGACCACAUCCAGCACAACCAUACGUACCACCUGCCCACUGAAAGUACGGGGGCAAUGCAACGUCCAGUUUCGCGCGACAAAACCAAGUCGAAGAAGGGUGACGAGGAGCAUUUGACGAGAGAUGAGAAGCGAGCUCGUGCCUUGAACGUUCCGAUCACCGUCGAUGAUAUUAUUAACUUGCCGAUGGACGAAUUCAACGAACGCUUGUCCAAGUACGACCUGAGCGAGCCGCAGUUGAGCUUGAUUCGCGAUAUCCGCCGUCGCGGCAAGAACAAAGUGGCGGCUCAGAACUGCAGGAAGCGCAAGCUGGACCAGAUUUUGAGUCUGGCUGACGAGGUCAAAGAUAUGCGAGAUAGGAAAAUGCGGCUCAUGAACGAGCAUGAGUAUGUCACCGGCGAGUGUCAGCGCAUGAAAGACAAGUACCAGCAGCUAUACAGACACGUUUUUCAAAAUUUGCGGGAUCCGGAUGGGAAUCAAUACUCGCCGUACCAAUACAGUCUUCAGACGUCUGCAGAUGGGUCGAUAUUGGUCGUCCCUCGGUCCAACUCGACAAUGACGAAUCCAGAACACAAGGAGCCACCACCUCAAGGUCACAAAGAUUGAACUGUUGACUAGUUUUAUAUGCAUACAUUUUUGAUGUAACACUUUAAAGAAAGUUCCAUUUCUCACGGCAAACGUUGCUCAAACAUUAUUUUUAUACGCAUUGAUUUUGGAAAAGUUUUACUGUAUACAAAAACAGUUUGAUUUAACGGGCAUUUAAACGAAGAGUUGGUGCUGAGAAAAACAUUUUCUAUUGAUUUGUAUCUGGGUUAAGAAGCUUUGAAAAGUGCUUAUUAAUUUUCUUUGUCUUUAAGCGUUAUUUCACUAUAGAACUACGAUAAUAUAUUUUUCUAAUACAUGAAAAUAUCAGGUGAUGAAUAUGCCUUUUUUUCAUAACAUAUUGUACAUAGUUAUUCUAAGUAAUGGAUGAAUGCGAGUGACUGACGUUAUUGGUGCUAGGAACUGGGAGAUAGUGGAGCUAAUUUUCAUGCCAGUUAGACGUUCUGUAAUCAUCAUUUUUGAAUGAUGGAUGUGAUUUAUUGUAACCACGUUAUUUUAUACAACUGUAGUACCCGUACUUCUUGGUUAUAUUUUACUUAGUUAUAACAUCUUCAUUAAAUUACUAGGCUAAUAUUUUUUAUAAAUCGUAUAGGUUUUGUACAUUGUAUAUCUUGUAAGUAGCUUAUUAAGUAUCCCUGUGAAUGUGUAGCAUUUCGUCAAGUGAAUUGCUGGGUUUAAUCUUACAGUUUGUACACUUAACAUUGCUUUUACAAGCAACUUAUAUUUGGUUAUUGGUGCCAAUAAAGAUCUCUACAAUAAACUA